GUUGCUUGAUGCUGGUCCUUUUUUUUAGUGGAGUUUUCCUAAUUUUCCCUAUUAAAUAAAUUUUUCCCUUCAAAGAUGAAUCUUUUAAUUGCCGGAAAUCGAGCUACGAGAUCUAUUAGAUUACCGGAAUUCGAAAAAGAACCGUGAACAUGCACUCGGUCCGGAGAUUUUUGCGAUAACAUUUUUCCAAAAAAUGAAUUCUACAACGAAAAGUGGUAAACUCUCACAAGAGACUGAAGCAUCCCCACAAACCCCAAAUUCAUCCCCCCUAGCAGGUCCGGGACCUGGAGGACACAAGCCUUCGUUCAAGAACAAUAAACUAGCACGCAGAGCUCGCUCUUUUAAGGACGAUUUUCUUGGCAAAAUAUCUCAAAUGAGGAGUCCAGGUUCAUCAAGCACGCUCGGACAAAGGGCCCAAAGCCCUAAGGGACUUGUCAAGGGAUCUCCGAUAGCUUCAGAAAAAUGCACAGAAGGGAAGGGGCCAAUUCAAGAACUAGAAUCGUGGAAGAAACAAACGGAAUUAGCUUUAAAACAUUUGAGGGAUGUUGUAACAAAAAACAAACUGGAAAUGUUGCCAGGAAAUGGAACAAUAAUCUUGGACACUAUAUGGUCAAUAAAUUUAUCAAUAAAAUCAUCGGUGAACAACGAUAAGAGCAGUACCCUAGCCUCGGCGACGAAUAGAGUUUACCAAUCUGUAGCAAGACUGAUUAAAUUGUGUGAUGACGCUCUUUUAGACGACCAAAGUUCAGAAUUAAAAAAGGAAAACGUUAAUGAAAUUGUAGCACAAGUUGAAGAUGCAGUUAAGAAUCUAAUAGAAUUAGCGCAAGAAAAAAUCAAUCAGCAACAGUUGACAGCAUAUAAAACAACACCUAGGACGUCAUUUACUAAUUGCAAUUUGGAAACGCAGUCACAACGAAAUUCACUACCAGAUAUACCAUUAACACCAAGGGAAAGGGAAAUUUUAGCACAAACCUCAAAUAUACCUAUAAGAAAUAGUCACAGCACAGAAAGUAUUUUAAGAGACCCAGAAAGUCCACCUCCAAAACCACCUUUACCUGUCCAUUUAAGGAACAAGUCAGACUCUAGCAGUUGUGUUACUCCUCCACCUUUACCACCAAAGAAAAAGAACCAAAGGCAACAACAUGUUACUGAUAACGAUUGCCAGAGUGUUGACAGUUCGCCAAUAUGUAGUAGCUUGGAAAGGGUGUCCAUAAGAUCAAAAUCCCCAGAAGGCUCUAUAUCAUUACUCUCAGAAGGCACUGGCAGUAUUGAUUCAAUGCUGAACCAAUCAUCCAAGGAAGAAGAUGAAAUUAAAGUUUUGAUGGAGUGCGACCAGGAUAUGUUGUUGGAUAAUCAUACAACUGAUAUUUUUGGAAUAGGUUCUAAUUCUUGGGAGGAAUCCUCACUAAGUUCUGGAAUUUCAAAUCAUCAUCUGGAUUUGCAUACGUCAGUCAAUGAUUAUCAUCGAUUAUCGAACACUGACUCUGGAAUAGUGUCUAUAAGGUCGUCGAGUUAUUCAAAGAGGAGUUCGCAACAGAGUUCUGUGAGUGCCCAAUUUUCCUCAACGCGUCCUUCAGCCGAAAACAUCCCGGACAGUCCGUCAACUGUAGUGAAAAAUUUCAGCCAAAAAUCAUCAAGUUCCAGUUCGACAUUGGUUGUAUCAAAUAGUACUCAUUCCAUUGUAUCAGGGCGGCAACAGGGCUACGAAAUGGCAACAUCUGAACUGCCGCCCGCCAUUCCUCAAAAGACUAAACGAAAGACUGAACACAGGCAGCCUAGUCCCUAUGAUAAUGUGCCAGAAUUUGAUCAUUCAUUGGAUGAUAAUUUGCAAGCUGAAGUCCUAGUAAGUUGCCACCACCAUCAGCAAAACCACAGCCACGUUACCAGUAUUAUUUCAAACAAUUCCUCUAACAUGAAUUCUGGCUCCGAUGAGCUGGACGAUGUGAAACCUCCACCGUUACCACCUAAAAAGAAGCACAUUAUGGCCUAUAUGGAAAUGUUUGGAAACUGCUCUCAUACCAACGACUCAGAAUUCAUGCGUCAUUCAGUACACAUGGUCCAGUCCCAAUGGGGUAACCCGUCAAUGACCAGCCUAGCAACUGCGCAAAGCUGCUCUUUUAGUCAUUCUUCGGUGCAUAGUGCAAGCAGAAACGCUCAGGGACAGAUGCUCUGUUUACCCUCACAUUCCAGCAUUGAAAGAGGGCCAUCUCCUUUACAUUCCCCUAAUGCAACCCUUUCUUCUUCGUCGAGUAAUAGUUCUGUUGUUCCUCCAUUGCCACCCAAACAAAAAACACGGAAGUCGUCUUGCAAGUCUCCACCACCCACUCCAACUUCAGUGGUUUUCCUGCAGGAACCAAAAAAUGCGAGUUUGACUCCAUCACCUAAUCAGAUGAAGAGUUUGCCUGAUCUUUUGGAACAUACUACUGUUGGGAAAGGGAGUGAAGAGAAAUCUGAAACAGCUGAGCCAAACAUAAAUGAAUCGGAUUUAAUGGAAAAGUUGAAUGUGGAUGAUAAUUUAAUAUUUAAGAAAACUGACGAAGAAGGUCCUGAAAUUCGAGGUGGAAGUAUAGAUGCUCUUAUAAUACAAGCAACGAAGGCAACCAAAAAUGGAGUUUUCGCAUACCAAGAAGCUUUCCUAACAACGUAUCGCACUUUUAUUACACCUUUCGAUUUGAUAACCAAGUUGAUAAGACGUUACAACCAUUUCUAUUAUCAGCAAGAUAAGAAACCACGAUCAAGGGAAGCUUUUGCGUUAAUCGUCAGAGUCGUUAGUGAUUUGACAAGCUUAGACUUGGAUGAAAAACUUACCACUAAAUUAAUGAACUUUGUGCAGCACUUGAUUUCUUGUGGGGAGCUUAUUUUAGCUAAAGCGCUUAGGGUUAAGUUGUUAGAAAGACACAAGGCUAAGCAAAAAGCUAUAAGGUACACCCAUAUUAUUAGCAGUUUAACGCUAAGUGCAAGAAACUCCACUUUAAUGGAUUUUAAAUCUGAACAAAUAGCUGAACAAAUGACUCUGCUUGAUGCGGAACUAUUUAUGAAAAUCGAGAUACCUGAAGUGUUAAUUUGGGCCCAAGAACAAAACGAAGAAAGGAGUCCGAAUUUGACUAGGUUCACUGAACAUUUUAAUAAAAUGUCUUAUUGGGCCAGAACAAAAAUCCUCACUGCCGAAACCAAAGAUAUCCGUGAGAAAUAUUUCAUGAAAUUCAUUAAAAUCAUGAAACACUUACGGAAAAUCAACAAUUUCAAUUCGUACCUGGCGCUUUUGAGUGCACUGGAUUCAGCCCCCGUGAGGCGACUGGAAUGGCAAAAACACGUCCAAGAAGGACUGAAGGAAUAUUGUGCCCUUAUCGAUAGCAGUUCCAGUUUUAGGGCUUAUCGGAUGGCUUUGGCCGAAACGAUUCCACCGUGUAUACCUUACAUAGGAUUAGUGUUACAAGAUUUGACGUUUGUACAUAUAGGAAACACCAAUCUAUUACCUAACGGUGCAAUAAAUUUCUCGAAGAGAUGGCAACAAUUCAAUAUUGUCGAGAAUAUGAAGAAAUUUAAAAAUGAAACAUACCAAUUCAAAAAGAACGAAAAAAUAAUUCAAUUUUUCCAAAAUUUCGAUGAUUGCAUCGGAGAGGACGCAAUGUGGAAACUGUCGGAAAAAAUCAAACCCAGAGGUGGCAAGAAAACGUACUAGGAAAGUGAAUGUGGAAAAUUAUUUAUUUAAUUACUUAUUUGAAUUGCUUUUGAAGCUAAGGUAUCUGGAUUUUACAUCCCAACUAAAAAAGCAAUACAAUAAUCGAUUUUGUGCAAUUAUUUAUUCUAGUUUAAGCUUGAAAGAAUCUAGCGAUCUUAUACAGAAGGGUAUAAACAAGAUAAUUUAGCGAAAACAAAAUCCAAACAGUUGGAUUUAUUUAAGUCUGAAAUAGUAGAAUUGUAUAACUAGAGUUUGAUGGACUUAAAGUAGACACUCGGUACUGUGAUCUUAUUUAUUCACAGUAAUAAUUAAAGAAUAACGAAAAAUAAGAGUAAUAGAAUAACCAUUUCAUUAUUUUUUUUAUAGCUAUGGUUAAUUUUUUGUAUAUUAAACUUCUUCUGAGAGCCUUGCGGAACUGGAAAGUCCGUCAUGUCAAUAAAAAUAAAGUUCAACAAAAAAGCAAUAUGAUGAAAAUUGGUGAAAAACAAUUAUUAAAACUAAACAUGUAUCUCACCACUGGGCAAAUAUAUCUUGGUGAUCUCAUAGAGAUUUGCAUACAAAAAUUUCAAGAUCAUCAGCAUGGGGUUCUUAUUUUCACAAGCUGUUUCCUUUUAGUAAGAUAACUCGCAAUUAUUUAUUAUUUAAUAUUAUAAUGUUGUGGAAAAAAGCUACAAUACGUGUUAAGUUCCUGGGUGCUAUUCACGUAAAAGGUGAUACAUUUUUGCAUUUCCAUAGACUCACGAAGAAAAACAGUGGUAUUUAUGUAAUAGUUUCGAAUGAUGCAGGAGUCGAAGAGAAAAUGAAGAUAAGAAAAGCUUGGGAAAGAGUUUUGGCUGCAAACAAGCCAAUCAAAACUUACACACGUGUUUGCUCAAAACAUUUCACCAACAAUUGAGCACUGACAAUAAAAGGGGAAUUUUUGGAAUAACUGAAGGUGAAUGAACUGAUAAGAUUGUCGACUUAGGCUAUUGUUAUAGAAAAAAAAUAGCUAUUUAUAUUAAGGCUUACUAGAAAUAGAACAAUUAUGCUAAAGUUUUCUCCAAAACGGUGACAGAGGGCGAAACAAAUUUUAGAUCACUGUACAGAUGAUAGGUAUCUGGAAAAGGCUCUUUUUCAGCUGUGAUGAUGGAGCGUCCGAGACUGUUCGGUAUUGCGGUGCCUUCCGUUGUUUUGCCUCCAAAGCAUGGGGAUUGAGUCUAGUUGCUACAUUUCAUUUAAUUUUCUUAUCCACCAUUGGUUCUUCAAUACUUGCGUUUGCCUUCGAACUUCUGCUUAUGCUUGCUACUAUUGCCUUUUUUUACAGUUGAGCCAAUAUCGUCUUGAAGGCGUUCUAUGUAAAAUUUGCAUCUGAACUGCUUUUUCAAAGCCAAUUAUUUAGCUUAGAAAUAAGAAAUCGUAUCACUGACUUCAAUAGAACACAUCUAUACAUUCUUCUCCAUAAGCGAAAGGUGUUACCAUUAACUAGAGUUUAUACUAUCGAAUGUCUACUUUAUUGUCAAAAAUCGUAACAAAAUUACCAUCUAUUAUAGCUUAGGCAUACCUAGAGAGAUUGCUUAAAAAUUUAUCACUAGAUUUUUUAAUUUAAAUAAUUCAAUAAUAAUUCAAAUGUAUCCCUCUUCGGAGAUAAGAGUAAAUUCAAAUUGAGUGGUGAAUUUAAUACCUUCUAGUAAAAUUAUUCUAGGUAGUUAGUCUAUGCAUCCAUUCUUCUUUAAUGGUAGUUGAUGUUGAAAGGAAUCUUGUCUGGGUAAAAUACAGGAUAAAUUUCAAUGAUUUAUUUUAAAAAAGGCAAAUUUGUUUCCUCUGCAUAAGGCUAAUUUCUAAUUUUCUAUCCUGUAUUUUUGCCCAUUCCCUUCGGCUUUUUGUAACAAGACUGAUAUACUUGGUGUUUUAACUUAUUGAUAAGUGUGUGGAUAAAGUCCCCCCACUAUUUAAGUGAAAUAGUUUAAGGAAAUAAGUCGCACAUAACAGUUCCCAAAACUGUCAGUAUUUUUUCUUGAUUGACAGUAAACAAUAUGCAAUAUUGAGUGAACAAACAGGCCUAAAAAAAACUUAUGUGUUGUGCAAUUAUUUAUUGUAUUUCUACGCCUAAAAAUAAUAAAGCGGUGGAAUAAAGCAAAACAUAAUUUGGAAGGUAACUUCAACUUGAAAAGAUUAAUAUGCAGCGGUACCAAUUAAAAAAAAUUAUAUCGUGUUGAAAAUAAUUGAAAAUUAUUUUUAAAAAUUGGGUUUUUGCUUUUACAUUAUAGUUACUUCGGUCACACAUCUAUACGACAUGUUGUAGGUAGACAUUUUUGUUCGCGACGCCUAAUAAUAGUUAAUCCCGUCAACAAAAAUAUUAUUUAUAUUCCUACUCAAUAUGCGUUGAAACAUAGUACGAUGAUGCGUUCCGAAGUUAUCAUUUGAGAAAAACCUCGUGGGACACCCUGUAUAUUUUUUUUGAACAAAGUCUGUGACAUGUCGGUUUGAUGUGUGGCAAGCCUUAGGUUUACUAUAAACAAAAAAUGUCUUUCAAUAAUAUAAUAUUAUGGAAAUGCUGCUUUGAUUGUGGUUUACUUUCUUGAGAAGUACAUUGGUAAAUUGGCCUAACCCAAUCAAAACAGUCUAUAUUGAGGUUCCAGUAUUAAAAAAAAAAAACAAGAAAUCUUUUAAACUAAAAUGUCGCGCUUGAAAUUUCACAUCUAGUCAUUGCUAAUCUACGAAAUAAAUUUAAUUAAUAAUUGCUAUUUAUUGAUAUUAUUCUUAUGUGUAUACAUGCUUAAUAUUAGGAACAAAUUGUAUUUACUUUUGAGAUAAUUUACAAUUAAGUCUUAGAUAGACAGUAUCUUUUUAAAAAUUUUAUCGACAAAAUUUGUACAUAUUAUAUUAUUAUACUGGGUGUGCCAACUAUUGUUCAUUUAUUUAUUUAAUUGGAAAAUCAAAUUAUAAAAAUUAAAUUUAGGAAAAAAUUGUUUACUGGCGCACCCUGUAUUUAAGACAUAACUAGUUUUAGAAACACUUUAAUGAAGAAAAUAAAUGUUGUAGUUGUAACAAGUAAAUUUAGUUAUAAAACACAUAGAGUGGCCAACCAUUUUUUCUGCACAAAUAAUGUCCACACAUCUCAGAGUAAUCAUCAUUGCAUAAUCAUAUGAAAGUGUAUGUUUUGCCAGAAGAAAAAUAUAACUGGUUAAAAGUGAUUUUAUAGAAAUUUAGCACCAAGCAGAACCAAAUAUGGUAGGUACACGGUACACUGGGAUAUUUAAAAGAAUAAGUAUAUUUCUUUAUUUAUUAUUUUGGGUCACACUUUUUUGUGUAGGUGACAAGAAAUUACCUAUUUCGAUGCAGCAGCGCAAUCAUGAUAUUUUUAUAGCAAUUUAAAACCAUUUUGUAGCAAGUUACAUAACUUUUCUCGCGAUUGGAUUCAGAAAGAUAUGGUAAACUUUAAACGAGUAGUCCUAAUGCAAACUGAACAAUCAACGUGUGAGAACAAAUUAGGUCAAAAAACCAUAUGAAUAAAAGUAGUUGACCGUGACGCUACAAAACCCAACUGGUGAUUUGCUUAAGUUAAAAACAAAAUGUAGCCAAAAAAAAAAUAUCAGCCAAACAUUUUUUUUUCUUGUCACCUCCAUUGUGAAGUCAAUACAAAAAAAAACAUCAAUAAUAAAAUUACUUUUAUUAAUAAAAAAACUAAGAUAGGUAUAUACUAUAGAGGCCUAACUAAAUUGUAAGCUCCAAAUGUUAGCAUAUAAACGUGAGAAAAGAAAAGUCGGAGUCAGCUGCGAGUGCAUUAGUUUGCUCUUAUGAAUUAGUAUUUAAACGCUAGCUAAUCCGUAAUAAUAUUGUAGAAUAAUUAAAUUAAUUGUUCAUUCAUCGAUUACCUAUGUUGUAUUGUUUCAAUGGGUGAAAACCCUAGAGAUAGCAAAAAUCUGACUCCAAGUAAAAAUUUUGAAAAGUAUUAAAACUGGUAUCUUAGAACCUCCUUGAAUCCACCCCAUCAGUCAAUUCAAUUGCUCUGAUGGCGAUGGUUGUCUCUUAUAAAAGAAAAAUGCUCAAUUUUAAAACGAAUAAAAUUUUCUGAAAGGUUUAUUUCAUCGAAAUAAUUAGAACCGGUUUGCCACCUUGACAUGGCAAAAUCUCGAGUCUGACAGGUGCUAUGUCAAUAUGUAGAACUUGCAUUGAAGAUACUACAGUGUAUGAUACUUCUGAAAUGGAAUUUGAAUUAUUUCAAAACUUGUUGACUCUUUUAUUCCAAAACUCAACUACUCGGGUUUGUGCCAAUUAAAAGUGACAACAAAAGGAUGAACUAGCGCAAAUUGGAGAUUAAAUUUAUUAUUGAAAAUUUACAAAUUUUUUUCGUUUAAUUUUAAGUCCUAGAGGAAAAUGGUGAAAAGGAAAGUUGUUUUACCCGAAAAGCAAUUUAGCACAAACCCCAUUUUGAUAUGUUCAAUCGUUGGGCGUAUCUCGAUUUCGAGCAAUAUUAUCAAAUCUUCACAUUUGUGGACUUUGAGAAAGUAUUUGACUCAAUCCAGCAUAACUCUAUAUUAAAGGCUCUUACAGAGAGCUGUAUUGACCAUUAGUACGCAACUCUUCUUCAGAAUAUUUAUAAAAUAAUGCAA
Molecule: messenger RNA, 8274 nt
Organism: Ceutorhynchus assimilis (cabbage seed weevil)
Lineage: Eukaryota; Metazoa; Arthropoda; Insecta; Coleoptera; Curculionidae
Source: the annotation of a GenBank genome assembly